UUGUCAUGGAAACAUCAUGUGUUUAUCAAUAUUUCACAAUAUUUGAAUUUUUUAUUAUUCAAUUGUUUAGUCGAUGUUAAACUUGAUUUGAAUACGAUUGAAGAUGUCGUCUCUCAUGCCGGAACUAAAAAGUAACCCGAAAGGGGUACUAGAACCGUACAUUACGACUUUACAAAGUGAGUCAAAAUUAGCGAGGAAACAAGCCUUUCAGAAAAUAAAUUAUGAGAUUUUUGAGAAUCCAGUAAACGAAGGUUGUGAUUUUAAUGUUAUAUUUCCUGAGAUAUACGCUUAUGUGUUGAAAGGAUUUUCCGAUGCUUCGGAAGGAUGUAGGGAAAUGAGUAUCUUGAUUAUCUCAAAUUUCAUUGAACAUUUGCCACUCAAUGAUUAUUAUUUGACAUACAUAUUACCUGUGAUAGUUCGGCGCAUUGGCUGCGCAGAGAUUGUUGAAGAUUCAGAAGAAGUUCGCCUUUUACUAAUAGAGUUAGUUCAUAAAAUAUUAAUUAAAUAUAAAAACACCCAGCUUCUGACAUCUUUCUUUAAUGAUUUCACUAGUAUUUUAACGAAGACGAGCACAGAUCCAUUUCCUAAAGUGAAACUGGAAGCGUGUGAAUGUAUUAUUUUGUUAUCUAAAAUUAUAAAUAGAGAAUUUCAUUUUCAAUGUGAAAGUUUCAUUAAGCCAGUGUUAUCAAACUUUGCACAUCAGCAUUUCAGAGUUCGUGUUGCUGCAAUAAGAGCUAUAGGUGCCAUAGUUAUAAGUGGUAAUGCGAAAUGUUUUGAACUAUCUAUAACACCGAUGGCAGAGAAACUCUUUGACGAGAACACCCAAGUUCGAUUACAAGUAACCCUGGAAGUUGGUAAUUGGAUGAUGAAAUAUAAAGACCGAUAUUCUUUUUGGCAUCGUAUGAUACCGCUAAUGCUUACUAGUUUGAGUGAUGUUAUGGCUGAUAUAAGAACAACUGCGACAAAACUUUGGUCAGAUAUCGGACUUCAAUAUAUGGAAGAAAAUGAGGAAGAUUUGAAAAAGAAAUUGGACUUCCUUAAAGAUGUACCGACACAUUACCCCGAUGUGAAGAGACCUAACUUUGGCUGCAGGUGUCUGGUACAGAGUAAUAUUGGCAAAAUUGUACCUGCUAUAGGGAAAGAAAUGGAUGGAUGGCAAUCUGACGCUCGCUUGCGGGUGGCGCAGCUGCUGUGCUGGCUGGUGCUGUGUGCGGAGGAGGGCGCUACGCAGCACGCAAACGCCAUAGUCAAGAUCCUGAUGCGGGGUGCCGCCGAUGAGGACGCACGCGUUGUUCUAGAGAUAAAACGCGCCGCCGAAUUGUUCGGUUACUUUAUCAUACCGGAGACGUGGUGGCCGCUGUUGGAGGCCGACGUGGACAGCUGGCCGGCGCUCACCGUUAUCGCCAACAUCCUCAAGGGCUCUAAGCCCGACCUAGUCAAGGGGAAAGUCAUGAAGGAACUCUGCAAGGAGUUGGCUGAUCCUGAAAGGUGCAGAGUUAGGAAGCCUAAAUACCAAACUAAUUUGGUACAUGUGACGGAAGCUCUAAUGUCUUUAUGCGGACAGGACUGCGCGCCAGUAUACGAAGACCUCUUUAUUAUCAACUUCACGGUGUACGCCAUGCCUUACGAUGACAAGAUGCAGUUUAUGGCUCUCUCAAAUUUAGACAAGCUGCGUCAGCUAGAAGAUUGCGGGCGGACAUUAACAACGUUGUACGAUAGACAUGUCCGUCGUAUUCUGGUUGACAUUACAAGCGACGCACUCACCUGGACUCUGCUUACCCCAGAUCGCUGUUUGCUUGAAUGUGUGAUGCUUAACGCGGGCUACGCUAUGGGCAGUCAGCUGCACCUCCUGGCGCCCUUGCUGCGGGAGAGCCUGGCCACGCCGCAGGUGGACCCUGAGGUGAAACUGAAGGUGUUCACUGCACUCUCCACGGUGCUGCUGCGCCGACAGACUAACUUCAGCAAGUGUGACACUGACAAGUUGGAGUCCUUCCUCAACAUUGUUAUUGAAGAGAUAAUAGUGCCGAAUCUAGUGUGGGCGCCGGGGCGCACGGCGGAGGCGAUCCGUACUGCGGCGGCCGCAUGUCUGUGCUCCGCGCUGCAGGACGACCCUCACACAGACCUCGAGGACAAGGGCGCUGACGGAGACGCUAAUGAUAAGAAAGUGAAGUUAUUCCCGAGCAAGGAAUCUCUGGAGCCGCUCCUGGAGCGCGUGGUGCCGCUAGUGUGCGGUGCGGCGGACGACAACAGCGCCCUCACCCGCCAACACGCACUGCGCGCCCUCGCCUGCCUCGCCACACUCGCCACCGCACGGGGCUGCUUCACACCUCAACUGCUCCAUAACAUGUACUUUGUGGUGUUGAAGCGUUUGGACGACAGCAGCGAUAAGGUGCGUUCGUUCGCGGUCCGGACGGUACGCACAUUGUUCUCUCAGCGGCCGCGCCCAUACGACACUGUUGUGUUCGGAGCGCACGUCGAUGCUCUUUACAGCGCCAUGCUCAUACACCUCGACGAUCCCGACGAGGAAUUCCGCAAAGAAAUGCUCGCUGCUCUUAUCGCUCUUAGCGACGUCGAUCCUCAACUUCUUAUUAAGAAAGUGAAGGCAAAUAUACAUCUGUAUAGAAACAAGGCCGCCUAUGAGAGCCUUUCUAGUCAUAUUGAGAAUAUGUUGAAAUAGAUUUUCUGUUAAGUUUAUUUUUGAAAUUCAAUGAAU
Papilio machaon (common yellow swallowtail) is the source of this 2713-nucleotide messenger RNA. It is a transcript of the gene Dnaaf5, whose product is annotated as dynein axonemal assembly factor 5. Gene Ontology annotation, molecular function: dynein intermediate chain binding. The transcript has 12 exons. Gene Ontology annotation, biological process: cilium movement; inner dynein arm assembly; outer dynein arm assembly. Bases 104 to 2677 code for a protein of 857 amino acids. Gene Ontology annotation, cellular component: cytoplasm. The record is from RefSeq and is a predicted model, not a curated record. Lineage: Eukaryota; Metazoa; Arthropoda; Insecta; Lepidoptera; Papilionidae.